This is a messenger RNA of Erinaceus europaeus (western European hedgehog), 2094 nucleotides long. RefSeq names its product transmembrane 4 L six family member 1 (gene TM4SF1). The record is from RefSeq and is a predicted model, not a curated record. The coding region runs from base 167 to 775 and encodes 202 amino acids. Gene Ontology annotation, cellular component: membrane. The transcript has 5 exons. NCBI's taxonomy places the organism in Eukaryota, Metazoa, Chordata, Mammalia, Eulipotyphla, Erinaceidae.
GGGGGUGACGAAGAGCACCUAAUAUUUAAGAGGUUGCAGGAAUGGGCUGAGAGUGGCUUUUGGUUCCUUCACAGACCGGCAGCUUCUGGGUAUAGCAAGGGCACCACCCUGAAGUAAGUAGAGAGCGUGACACCCUCCCAUACACACACACAGCUCAGACUCCACCAUGUGCUACGGCAGAUGUGCUCGCUGCAUUGGGCAUGCCCUGCUGUGGCUGGCCAUCUUCUGCAUCGUGGCCAACAUCCUGCUCUACUUUCCCAAUGGGGAAACGAAGUACGCCUCGGAACACCACCUCAGCCACUUCGUGUGGUUCUUCUCAGGCAUCGUGGGAGGGGGCUUGCUGAUGUUCGUGCCUGCCUUCGUCUUCAUGAAGCUGGACGAGGAGGACUGCUGUGGCUGCUGUGGCAGAGAGGACUACGGCAAGAGCUGUGCGAUGCUUUCGUCAGUCUUGGCUGCACUCAUUGGAAUCACAGGAUCUGGCUACUGUGUCAUCGUGGCUGCCCUGGGCUUGGCGGAAGGACCCAAAUGCAUGGAUUCCCAGGGCCAGUGGAACUACACCCUGGCCCACACAGAGGGACAGUACCUUCUGGAUAAAUCCACGUGGUCCUCUUGUGUUGAGCCCAAGCACAUCGUGGAGUGGAAUGUCUCUCUGUUUUCUAUCCUUCUGGGGCUUGGUGCAAUUGAAUUCAUCUUGUGUCUCAUUCAAGUAAUCAACGGAGUGCUUGGGGGCAUAUGUGGCUUUUGCUGCUCCCGCCAACAGCAAUAUGACUGCUGAAAGAACCACCCCAAGACCAGAAGCAUAGUCUUCCUCUAUGCCACUCUAAUUUAUAUAUUUUACUUGUAUUGAUUUGUAAAACUUUGUACUCGUGUAUAAUACUCUGCAUAGUCUACUUUUAUAAAUGUGUUUAAAGACUGGCAUUUUUCUAUAACUGUUUCUACUUAGCAAACUUCUUUUUUGUUUCUUUUUUUUAAGGAAGGAGAGGAUUAACCAUGUUGUGGAGGUAUAUCUACAGUCACAACAUAUCUUGGGUUAAACUCUAGUUUAGAUUAAUGUUUUAAAGAAAUAUUACAAAGUUGGGGCCGGGUGGUAGCACAUCUGGUUGAGAGCACAUAUUACAGUGCACAACUACCCAGGUUCAAGCCCCCGGUCCCCACCUGCAGGGGGGAAAUCUUUGCAAGUAAUGAAGCAGGUUUGCAGGUGUCUCUCUGUCUCUCUCCCUCGCUAUCUCUCUUCCUCUUUUCAAUUUCUGGCUAUCUCUAUCCAAUAAAUAAAUAAAGAUAAUAAAAAAUUAAAUAAAAAGAAAUAUUACAAAGUUAAAGACCAGGGCCAGGUGGUGGUGUACCUGGUUCAGCGCAUAGGUUCCAAUGCACAAGGGCCCAUGUUUGCAUCCCCAGGUCCCCACCUGCAAGGGGAAAACUUUGCGAUUGGUGAAUGUUGCAGGUGUCUCUCUGUCUCUCUCCCUCUCUCUCACCUCUUCCCCUUUCAAUUUCUGGCUGUCUCUAUCCAAUAAACAAAUAAAGAUAAAAAAUAGAAAGGAAAAUGUCUUUUAAAAAGUUAGAGACCACAUUUCAAAUCACCAUUGUAUAUAGAUGUGUAUGUGUGUAUAUGAAAUGGAAGAUUCCUCUUGGCUUUUUUUAAGACCAAGAAGGAGAAAAAUCCAAAUAGCUUGAAAAGAUGUUUUCUUUCACUGCUUAUAUGGUGUUUCCCAUUCGUCGGGAUGCAAAUCUCCAACAAGAGGCUCUUGGAACUGUGUCCUGUUCUGUGAAUCAGAUACUUGGCCUGGGCGGGCAGUGCAUUGCCAUGUUUUCACGCAGAUGAAUGAGUCAAAACUUGGGUGUUUGCUGUUGGCUAUGAGUCCUACCAGAGCUUAAGCCUUCCUGACAUGUAGAAAGCUUUUUCUUCAUCAAUGACAAGCAGGAAGGUUCAUGGUCUUAAGAAGGGAAGGGCCUGCAUAAUCCUGCAAGGAAAAAAGUGAGAAACGGAAUAAAGCAGUUGAGCAGCUUCGUGGAGAAGGUGGGGAGGAGGGCAGUGACAUCUGGAAGUGCCCCCCAAACUUGCCUGUUAAUUACAACACAAUAAAGUAUUCACUACCA